Rotaria sp. Silwood1 is the source of this 219-nucleotide messenger RNA. The record is from the annotation of a GenBank genome assembly. NCBI's taxonomy places the organism in Eukaryota, Metazoa, Rotifera, Eurotatoria, Philodinida, Philodinidae.
AUGAAUGAUAUUGAUUUUCGAACAUUAACUUAUCUUGAACAACAAUUAAAACAACAGUACCCUGAUAUACGUGUUCAUCAAGCAAUUGCUUCGACUUUUGCUAAGUUUGUUGAUCACAAUUCAUUUUUACCAUGUCAAUGGAUAUAUAAAAUUCAUCAUUCAUUACAAGCUCAAGCAUUAACUGGAAUACAAAUUGUUUGUUAUGUUUGUCUUUUAUAU